AUGGUUUGGAUGGUGCUUGGCGUAUCAUCUGCUACAACAUCUAUCCAAUCCAACGCUUGCGCCUCAAUAUUGGGAACACAUGGUCUUUGCGCCGCUGUUCUGCGUCCUGCGCCUAGUGCACCCAUGCACACCGAUUUCCUCGAAAGUGAAGAUGGAUACAACAGACAGACCCGUCCUAGUCUGUAG
This is a messenger RNA of Penicillium canescens, 186 nucleotides long. RefSeq lists its product as uncharacterized. The record is from RefSeq and is a predicted model, not a curated record. NCBI's taxonomy places the organism in Eukaryota, Fungi, Ascomycota, Eurotiomycetes, Eurotiales, Aspergillaceae. The transcript has a single exon. The coding region runs from base 1 to 186 and encodes 61 amino acids.